CGCGACGAAUUUUCAAAUUCCAUUUGUCCGCUUGCAGAUAACGCCUUGAACAAACGAACCUUACAUCCGACUUGUAUCAUCGCUGUAACUCUCUUUGAAUAAUCCUCGUUAGCGAUCGAAUCGUUCUUACGAACUAAACUCGUCGAAUCGUUCCACGAUACGCACGUUCAGCUAUAACGCAAAGCUAUUUUUCUAACGCACGUUCAGCUAUAACGCAAAGCUAUUUUUCUAACGCACGUCUCACGCUUACGUGAAACACACAUUUGUAUUCCCUUUUGUCUACGAGCGCAGCCACGCUUCCGCCAGGAUAUGAAAGAAAAAUGUCACGAAACUACGCUCCAACCGCAUAACCAGGUUGCUAUAGAACCGUGUCACGAUUCGGCGCAUCGCUAUUCUUAUUAAUUUGAAUGUUCACGUAGACAAUUUUCACCUAGCCGUUGCCCGGCUAUCCGAACGAUCUCGAGGACGGAUACUUCGUCACGCGAAAUUGUUCACGUUCGUUCCAAUAUGCGAACGACGGAUGAUACCGUCUCGUCCCGUGUUAUGCACAUAGUCAUGCUCGUUAUGUGUAAACGAAAGAAAAGCGGUCACGACCGCUAUUUGGCCAUCACCCAGGAUUGGACGCAGCGAAAGUCCAUUGAGUUCGAACCAAGACAACGAUGGUUCCUUCCUAUCGCGAUGUGUCACCUGUGCAUGCCCUAUAAAUACUUAUGGGGGUCACCGAUAGCGAGCAAACGCAGUUUUCCUUCGGCCUCGUAGUUGCGAGCUAGGAUUUAGGCAGCGUCUCGAGGAUCGAUCAUGAAGAUUAUUUUGGUCUUGUCGUUGUUCCUGGCGGUCAGUGCAGCGAUUAUCGUCGAUAAGCACGAGAAGACCAAGCCUGUUGCGUCGAAGAGACACGACAAGAGAGGACUCGUAAAUUUGGAAUAUGGCGUGCCCGAUCAUCCGUACGGUCAUCCUGAACCGGCGCCUGUCUUCGAGCCUUCUCUUCCGGACGUGGGUGGACACUUGGAGUCCGUGAUCGCGCCUGUAGCACCUCCGCCACCGCUACCUGUAGCGCACGCAGCUCCCGCAGUUCCAGUACCGGUGCCUCAGCCGAUUCCACAGCCGCAACCGUUUCCAGUCGCGGUGCCUCAGCCGGUACCGCAUCCGGUUCCAGUCGCCGUGCCUCAGCCAGUGCCACAUCCGGUUCCAGUCGCAGUUCCCGUGACGAAGCACGUGGCGGUGCCUGUGCCAGUCGAUCGAGCGGUUCCAGUUCCUGUGGAUCGUCCUGUUCCCGUGCCGGUGGCUGUUCCCGUGCCCAAACCGUAUCCGGUCCACGUGGAGAAGAUCGUGCACGUCGAUAGACCAGUGCCAGUACCGUUCGACAGGCCAGUUCACGUGCCAGUGGAUCGACCAGUGGCCGUUCCUGUUCCAGUACCCAAACCGUAUCCGGUUCCGUACGAGAAGGUGGUCCACGUGGACAGGCCCUAUCCUGUUCACGUGGCAGUGCCUUACCACGUUCCCAAACCUUAUCCAGUACCCGUUGCUGUUCAUGCUCACAAGACGCAUGGAUGGUUCAAGUAAGGUUUCCUCGAGAUAUCUCUGUCGGUUAACCAAAAUUUUCUACGUUGGAGCUACUGGCGGUCGACGAUGGUAUACGAUGGCGUUGAGAAGUUUGCCAUCGUUUCAUCGAUUUAACACUUUGGCCGUUUCUCGUCUCAGAUGUUAGAAUUAGAUUGCGGGGUACGUAGACGUUUAGGGCCAUUUGAGUAUGCACAAAUGCACAGAAUGGAUACAUUGUACAAAAAUAUGUAAAAUAUCCAGAGCAGAGUAUUUCUUACGUCAGUUGUGACAGGCGUAACGAGUCUCUACUCUUUUUAAUUACGUUCAUAGAAAUAACUCUGUUUGGAGCGCAGAUUAACGCGGUACGUUUCUCCAAGUCUUACCACCGACGAUUUCUAAGCAUCGAAUCUAUCGACCCUUAAUAAUACACCGACUGUUGUUAACACACCGACCGAAGUGAGAAAAACGACGGGUUUUUGGCAAAAAUUUACAACACCAGCAGCGUAUUUGGUACAAAAUUUGAAAUGACCUUGCUGGAGUUUAUAAUAAGAAGGAGCUACGGAGAGUUAUACGAGAAACUGUAUAAAGAAUCUAUAGAGAAAAACUAGAGAAAAUCUUGGAAAAAUUGGAGUAAUUUUCGUUUUUAAAUUACAAACCAGUUGUUUUCACCGCGUUGGUAGCUCUUGCGUCAACUCUUAAUUAAUAUCGUUGUAUUGUACAAGUGGCCGCUAGAAUUUCGUUCAGAUCGUUUAAUUUUAUACGCUAAAGAUUUAUCGAUAAUUUUUAUCGCGUAUAACACAAAGUAAAAUUAAACGAUCCAAGCGAAACUACUACGACCAUUUCUAAUCUAACGAGACCAGUUAAGCGUCAAAUGACUUUUUCCAACGUUAUUUUGGCUGAUCGUCGUUUCGAAUUUUCUGACACUAGUCCAUUCCAAUAGUAUAAUAAUCGUUGUUAAAACCUUAGGAAGAGCGAAUCGUGUGAAUGGUGUACAUAUUACUACGCACUGACACUGCCAAGAAUUUUUGUAUCGAUGAAUCUUUAAUACGUUUAUUUGUUGUUACAUAAACGAAAUUUAAUACCGUUAAGGAUCUUUA
This is a messenger RNA of Bombus pascuorum, 2639 nucleotides long. RefSeq lists its product as uncharacterized. Bases 799 to 1563 code for a protein of 254 amino acids. Lineage: Eukaryota; Metazoa; Arthropoda; Insecta; Hymenoptera; Apidae. The record is from RefSeq and is a predicted model, not a curated record. The transcript has 3 exons.